AUGUUGACCAAGUACAGGAAUUCCAAACGGAAGCGCAUAACCGUACAUACGAAAAUGAGUUACACAAAGAAUGCGCCAUUAAAAAGAUCCCCCUUCACGGGGCUUAAUAGUGAAAAGGCAAUUGCGGAAAACCCCAAGAUUCACGCAUCCAUAAGGGAAAAGCAACUAAAAAUUGCCGAGUUAAUGAUUUACAGGAAAAAUGACAAUGUGGUGAAAAAGAAUGUCAACUUCCUCCCGCCAGACAAGAAAGAAGAGACCGAGAAAAAGGACGAUAUAGAAGAAACAAAAAAAUUUAGCAUAUCCAACGCAUCAAUAGCCGAAAUUCUGAACAAAAAAUUAUUUGGCAAUCGUUCUUCCUGGAACAAUAAGACUGGAUCUUCUAUCUACAAAACCAAAAGUGGAGAAAAAUUGUCCAUAUUAAGCAACUACAGAAAUUCAUUUGCAAAUAAAGAAGAUUCGAACAUUACUAAUAAGGUGAGUGAAAGUCAUAAGGAGAACCUGAAGGAAUUUCUGCGAAUGAAAAGUUGUGCAUAUUCCUCAAAAAGUAUUUUUUUUGCGCAAAAAAAGUUAAGUGGUAUAUCCAAGAAAAGCUAUUCUGCGGAUAGAAUAGUUUCCUUGAAUUCACAGAAUUCAGGGGAGGAAGUAGAUGCCGGCAGGGGGGGCAUAUCAUUAAUGCAAAGGGUACGCAGUGGUCCUACUAACACGGGCACUGCUGGCGGGAGUGAUGACGACCUGGACGGUGGGAGUUAUUGUAAUCUUAAUGAGGGCAUGAGUAAUGGAGAAAAUAGAGACAGUGAUGACAACCGCGCUCAUGACCACGAAGACAGUACUCCUAGCUCUCACCCUGCAUACAACCAGGGCAAUCAGUCCAAAAGGGACGAAUUAAAAAAAAGCAAAAAUGAAUCUCAUAAGAAUACACGUUCUUACAGGUUCUUUAGAAGCCGAAAAAGUGCGAAGCCGUCACCAAGUGACGAGAACAAUGCGAAAGACAAAAAAAGGAAAAUCAAUUCUUUUUUUGAUUUUUUAAACUUAAAAAAAAGGUAUAAUAAAAGAAAAAAUGACCUUCAGGCAGAAAAUGACAAAAAAAAGAAAAAUGCUUCUAAGGAACAGGAAGAAAUCAACUGCCCUAGUUCAGAUAGAGAGAAGUCUUCAAGUUCUUCCCAUCCAAAUAAAAAAAACAUAAAAUCUUUUUUUUGCGUUAAGUGA
Molecule: messenger RNA, 1206 nt
Organism: Plasmodium knowlesi strain H
Lineage: Eukaryota; Apicomplexa; Aconoidasida; Haemosporida; Plasmodiidae
Product: conserved Plasmodium protein, unknown function
Exons: 3
Coding region: 1-1206 (401 amino acids)
Source: RefSeq, a predicted model, not a curated record